Paramecium tetraurelia is the source of this 1521-nucleotide messenger RNA. RefSeq lists its product as uncharacterized. The transcript has 6 exons. The record is from RefSeq and is a predicted model, not a curated record. Lineage: Eukaryota; Ciliophora; Oligohymenophorea; Peniculida; Parameciidae.
AUGCAGGAAAUUUUGUAAAUUGUAUUUGAUUUGGGCGAAAAGAAACAAGAAACACUCAAAGUUUACAGGGAUUCUGACCCUGCCCAAUUGGCAUAUGAUUUUGUCCAAUAACAUAAUUUAAAAAAUGAGGCUAUUCCGAUGAUCGAGGAAACCAUUUGGCAUCACCUUAAAUAAAUGACGAUCAAUAAACCUCAAUCGCAAGACAACAUCUUCGAUAGAUUGCACAAAGAAGCAUAGAUCAAACAGCAAAGGAAACAAAUCUAAUUUGCUAAUCAAUAACUCAGUCAAAGGGGAAACAUCCCAUCUCCAGUUCUCAAUUACAACCCUGGAGACGUGCUGUAUCAGAAGGGAAUCCAACACAAAGAAUAGAUGGAACGUUUGCAAGAUUAGAAGAAGUUGGAGCAAUCGUAAGUGGAGUAUCCAUUUAAGCCGUUCAUCAGCGAGAGGAGCCAACUCAUAGCCAAACGACCGCAUAAGCAAUCAAUGCCUGACUACUUGAUGCAGAUGGGCAAGGAUAUGAGCAAACACAAAGAUCAAAUGCGGACGAGUAGAUAUCAAAUAGAAACACAGGAGUGUUCAUUUCGCCCAAACAUAAACUAGAUAAGUCAAAAAAUACUCAUGGAGAAAUCAAGAAAUUCGCAAUCCAACAUUUAUGAUAGAUUGUAUAAUGAGGGAAUGCAAUCCAAAGUAAAGCGUUUGAGCAACAUGGACAAUACUGAGAGCCAAUCUCAAAGUUAACUAUUCAAUCAAUAGAGUUCAAGAAAGCAUAGCAAAACUGAAAUUCCAUUCUUAGAAAGGAUGCAAAUAUCUGUCUUUGAGUAGAGGAAGAAGAAGGAAGCCCUUCAACCCCAACAAGAAUUCGAUCAAAGCACUGGACAAAAAUUGUAUCAUCCUCAAAUAUGUCGACCUCCCCUCUCUCGUAAUGCUGAUCAUUUACCAAUUGGGGAAUAUUUGUAUCAGAUGCGAACAGUAAAGGAGGACAAAUUUCAUUUUCUGGUUGAGUAAGACAGACAAGAACAAUAGAACCAAAGAGCAAGAUCUUUGGACAAGUCUAAUCAAAUUUAUGAGAUGAAAAAGAGGAAAUUCCUUUAUGAGAUUUUCAAUUUAUUAGAUUCAGAUGGUGAUGGAGUGAUCUCAGCAUAAAGAAUAGAAAUAUCAGCUAUAAAUGCUGAAAUCUUAUAGAUAUUAACGCCCUUGUUAUGCGAGAUGGAAUAAAUUAAUGCUUAACUAAAUCAGCAUCAAUUCUAUGAGGCAGCGUCCAGAUUGAUAUAAACUCUGCCCAUAGUCGACAGAGAUAAGUUGAUGAAAGGGUUGUCAAACAAAAAGAAGACGAAUCAAGAAGAGUAUUCAUUUUAGCCUUAAUUGAAUUAAAAUUCGAUGAGGAUAGUCAGCACUAGAUAAAAUCAUUCUGCUAGCAAUCACAAACAUCAAGUGCAACAAAAGGAUGAGAUGGCAGAAUGUACAUUCAAACCUAAAUUAUAUACUCCACUUAAAAUAUAUGAAUUUAUGCUUAAUUAAUGA